CAAUCAGUAUACAGUCAGCAGACUAGCUAAGCAGACGCGCUCACCUUAGCAAACCGUAACUAAAAUUGUAAACGUUACUCUACCACUAUUUAUCGGGUCUAUAUAAAAAGUUCCGUUGCAUUCGCGACAAGAAUCAAACGUGCGACAGCGACUGCGAGUACAAGAACAAAAGCUUGUUUUCUUCUCUACAUCUCUAUACUCUGCUAUUAACCAAAGAUCAGAUCUACGAUGAGCCAUCACUGGGGCUAUACCGAAGAGAAUGGACCCGCACACUGGGCCAAGGACUACCCGCAGGCAUCGGGACAUCGGCAGUCGCCCGUGGACAUCACUCCCUCGAGUGCCAAAAAGGGCAGUGAUUUGAAGGUGUCGCCGCUCAAAUGGAAAUAUGUGCCGGAGGACACAAAGAGUCUGGUUAAUCCAGGCUACUGCUGGCGCGUGGAUGUCAACGGCGCCAAUUCUGAGCUAACUGGAGGACCGCUGGGCGAUCAGAUCUUUAAACUGGAACAGUUUCAUUGCCAUUGGGGCUGCACCAACUCGAAGGGGUCGGAGCAUACGGUCGACGGCGUCUCCUAUUCGGGUGAGCUGCAUCUCGUGCACUGGAACACCACAAAGUACAAGUCCUUCGGCGAGGCAGCUGCCGCACCUGAUGGACUGGCCGUGUUGGGUGUAUUCCUACAGCCGGGCAAUCAUCACGCAGAGCUGGACAAAGUGAGCAGCUUGUUGCAGUUUGUUCUGCACAAGGGCGAUCGCGUUACUCUGCCCCAGGGCUGCGAUCCUGGCAAGCUGCUGCCCGAUGUGCAUACGUAUUGGACAUAUGAGGGCUCACUGACCACGCCGCCUUGCUCCGAGUGCGUCAUUUGGAUUGUGUUUAAGACGCCCAUUCAAGUGUCUGACGAUCAACUGAAUGCCAUGCGCAACCUCAAUGCCUACGACGUCAAGGAGGAGUGUCCUUGCAAUGAGUUCAAUGGCAAGGUCAUCAACAAUUUCCGCCCUCCACUGCCGCUCGGCAAACGAGAGCUGCGCGAAAUUGGCGGACAUUGAUGAUUGGAUUGAAAGGGUCUUACGGUCAAAGUCAAAAUCGAAAUGAAUCGAGUCGUGUUGCUUAUAUUUGUAUAUAAAAAACCUUCAUGUACACAGCGUGCACCGCAUUUGCGAAUCGGAUGAGCUGCUCUGACCCACAUACCUCACCCACCACACCAUAUAUACCCCCAACUAUCCCACGCGCUGAGCAGAGCAUCAGAUGCACAUUGUUAAAGUCUCGUUUUAGUUUGUACUACUUGAUAAAGCAAACACUUUUACCUCUUGUUAUACAUAUAUAUAUUUACAUAUAUAGAUAUAUUAUAUGCGUAUUUGCUUGUAGCUUUCGUCUUGCACCUGUGUGAGUGCGUUGUACGUUUGUUUGUUAAACGUUUGCUAAAUGACAAUUAGAUUACACUUAAUGGUAUUACAUAACAAAUAUAUUAAUUUUAGAUGUUGCAUAUGGAAAAUGAA
Drosophila mojavensis is the source of this 1491-nucleotide messenger RNA. RefSeq names its product carbonic anhydrase (gene CAH1). The record is from RefSeq and is a predicted model, not a curated record. NCBI's taxonomy places the organism in Eukaryota, Metazoa, Arthropoda, Insecta, Diptera, Drosophilidae. Gene Ontology annotation, cellular component: cytoplasm. Gene Ontology annotation, molecular function: zinc ion binding; carbonate dehydratase activity. The coding region runs from base 229 to 1041 and encodes 270 amino acids. The transcript has 3 exons.